GCGGCGCCGUUGCCAUGGUAGCGGGCUGCCGGAAGCUAGCCGCGCUCGCCAGCUCGGAAGCCUCGGUGUCCGGUUGUUCAGCCGGGUCUGCGCGGAGCCAGGCCGGCGGGGCUACAGAAUGGGCUGAGAAGUCGGCGGCUUGACCGGACGAGGUCGACUGCGGGGGAAGGGGCGCAGCGCAACACUGAAGAAUCGGGCUUGAAAAUGGAGAUGUAUGAAACCCUCGGAAAAGUGGGAGAGGGAAGUUAUGGAACAGUCAUGAAGUGUAAACAUAAGGAUACUGGGCAGAUAGUGGCCAUUAAGAUAUUUUACGAGAAACCGGAGAAAUCUGUCAACAAAAUUGCAACAAGAGAAAUAAAGUUUUUAAAGCAAUUUCGUCAUGAAAACCUGGUCAAUCUGAUUGAAGUUUUUAGACAGAAAAAGAAAAUUCAUUUGGUGUUUGAAUUUAUUGACCACACAAUAUUAGAUGAGUUGCAACAUUAUUGUCAUGGACUAGAGAGUAAACGACUUAGAAAAUACCUCUUCCAGAUCCUUCGAGCAAUUGAAUAUCUUCACAAUAAUAACGAAUUUGCCAGAACUGGAUAUACAGUUUGGGGAAUAUUCCUCUUAGAGACUCCGGUUGAAGAGAUCAUUCAUCGAGAUAUAAAACCUGAGAAUAUUUUAGUAUCCCAGUCAGGAAUUACUAAGCUCUGUGAUUUUGGUUUUGCACGAACUCUAGCAGCUCCUGGGGACAUUUAUACGGACUAUGUGGCCACACGCUGGUAUAGAGCUCCAGAAUUAGUAUUAAAAGAUACUUCUUAUGGAAAACCUGUAGAUAUCUGGGCUUUGGGUUGUAUGAUCAUUGAGAUGGCCACUGGAAAUCCCUAUCUUCCUAGCAGUUCUGAUUUGGAUUUACUUCAUAAAAUUGUUUUAAAAGUAGGCAAUUUGACACCUCACUUACAGAAUAUCUUUUCUACGAGUCCCAUUUUUGCUGGGGUGGUUCUUCCUCAAGUUCAACACACCAAAAAUGCAAGAAAAAAAUACCCAAAACUAAAUGGAUUGUUGGCAGAUAUAGUUGACGCUUGUUUACAAAUUGAUCCUGCUGAGAGGACAUCAUCUACUGAUCUUUUGCAUCAUGAGUACUUUACUAGAGAUGGAUUUAUUGAAAAAUUCAUACCAGAACUGAGAGCUAAGUUACUGCAAGAAGCAAAAGUCAAUUCAUUCAUAAAGCCAAAAGAGAAUUCUAAAGAGAACGAGCUUAUGAAAGAUGAAAGAAAAACAACUUAUACCAAUACACUGCUAAGUACUCCAGUUUUGGGAAAGGAAAUGGAGAGAGAGAAAAAACCCAAGGAGAUCAAAGUCAGAGUUAUUAAAGUCAAAGGAGGAAAAGGAGAUAUCUUAGAACCAAACAAGAUAGAGUGUGAAGGUAGACAUUGUCAACAGGAUGCCGUUGAAAAUGCUCAUUCUAUGUCUCAAGAUACAAAACCUGUAAUCAGUGAACCACUACCAAGCCCUGUCAAUCCCAGCACUAAUUCUAAUGGCAUGAAAGAUGAUCCACAUGCUGGAGGUAGUAUGAUGAUGCCACCCAUCAAUCUAACUAGCAGUAAUUUGAUGGCUUCAAAUCCCAAUUCAAAUCUUUCCCAUCCAAAUUCAAGGUUGACUGAAAGAGCAAAAAAGAGACGUACCUCUUCACAAUCUAUUGGACAGGUUAUGUCUAAUUACAGGCAAGAGGAUGCAGGUCCCAUUCAAAGCCAAAUGGAGAAAAGUGUAUUUAAUGAGCGAACAGGUCAAAGUGACCAAAUGGCAAAUGGACACAAAAGAAAGCUGAAUUUUUCCAGAUCUGACAGGAAGGAAUUCCAUUUCCCAGAACUGCCUUUCACAAUACAGCCCAAGGAGGUGAAAGGAAUGGAAGUUAAACAGAUGAAAGUGCUGAAGAGGGAAUCAAGGAAAACAGAUUCAUCUAAAAUACCAACUUUACUUAAUGUGGAUCAAAAUCAAGAAAAACAAGAGAAAAAGAAGCAAUUCUUACAAGUUGAGGGUUGGGGUGCCAAUGGGUAUUGUUCUUAGAAAUCAAUACAAGAAGUGCAGGACUCUUCCAGAACAUUCCCACAGCUGAAGAAUUCUGGAUUAUCUUUCAACAUGUAGCUCAAGCGUCAGCUUCUGUGGAAUACUUCCCAAGCCGUCCCAACGAAAAAGUCCAUACCUCUUCUGUACAUGUUUAAUAAAUGAUUUAUCUGUUGGAAUGUCUGUCUUCCCCUGCUGGAGCAUAAGCUCAGUGGACUGUGUUUUAUGCACCUGAGUUUUCCCUUCUUUCCCUGUUCUUCUUCCCAUUAUCUCUCCCCCAUACACAUGCAUCCCUCUGCCAGCCAUAUGGUGGUAAGUGCUAAUUGUUGCUUUUGGAACAGAGAACUAUAAGGUUUGGUGUAUGGUCUCCUAGAAUUCUCAGAGCUGGGAAUCAAACUCUCUUUUGCAUCUAUGACACUUGGGAAUCUGAUGAAAGCUGAGGACCUUUCCCCAGGGGGGACAAAAAUACAUGUACAAAAGAAAACUCCAAAUUGUACAGCAGCAAAGGCACACACACCCAACACAUACACAAAUGAAUGCAUAUAAAAUUGGGGAGAUCUGAAUAAGAUAGGUGGGUUGUAUCCAUAGCAAUACUCCAGUUGUGAUACUGUACUAUAGUAUUGCAAGGGGUUACCACUGGGAAAUCGGGAUAUCUCUGUAUUAUUUGU
This is a messenger RNA of Canis lupus familiaris (dog), 2711 nucleotides long. It is a transcript of the gene CDKL3, whose product is annotated as cyclin dependent kinase like 3. Bases 205 to 2046 code for a protein of 613 amino acids. The record is from RefSeq and is a predicted model, not a curated record. Gene Ontology annotation, biological process: positive regulation of dendrite morphogenesis; protein phosphorylation; dendrite extension. The transcript is spliced from 15 exons. Lineage: Eukaryota; Metazoa; Chordata; Mammalia; Carnivora; Canidae. Gene Ontology annotation, cellular component: nucleus. Gene Ontology annotation, molecular function: ATP binding; cyclin-dependent protein serine/threonine kinase activity.